AUUUGGUUUCACAUGCUACAAAUAUCCUUGGGGGGCCAGCUGAAGUGUAACUUUACACACAGAAGUCUAGAGACAAGAACUUCACUGCAGACAUGAGUCAAGUCUUGGACAUUGAGCGCUGUGAUCUGAGCAUUAAAAGUAACAACAGCAGUCAUCAUACAGAGCUGUAUGGAGAGGAGCGUUUGAUUGUGAGGAGGGGACAGACCUUUAUCAUCAUUUUGCAUCUGAAACCUGGCAGCAAAGAGUUCAAACUGGGUGAAACAAGUUUCACACUCAUCGUUGAAACUGGUCCGUUACCCAGGAAAGAAUCAGACACUAAGGUCUCCUUUGGUCUAGGCGACUCCACAGUGGACACUGAAUGGAGCGCAUCUGCUCUUCAUGAUCCCAUUGGAAACACAUUGUCUGUGUCUAUCAGUUCCUCCCCCAGUAGUCCCAUGGGACUUUAUUCUCUGACUCUGGACCAGGAAGGGCAGAAGACCAGUUUAGGACAGUUCACCUUGCUUUUUAAUGCUUGGUGCCCCAGUGAUGCUGUUUACAUGCGCAGUGAGACAAAGAGGCAGGAGUAUGUUUUAUCACAACAUGGGCAAAUCUAUAGGGGAACAUAUAAACGCAUCAAAGGGACACCCUGGAACUUCGGACAGUUUGAAGCAGGUAUACUGGAUAUCUGUCUGAAGAUCCUGGAUGAAAACCCUAAAUUUGUGUCUGAUGCUGACAAGGACUGCUCUGCCAGGAGAAAUCCCAUCUAUGUGACCAGGGUGCUGAGCGCCAUGAUCAACAGUAAUGAUGACAGGGGUGUGCUGGUGGGAGAGUGGGGAGAGUUUUCAGGUGGGGUUCAUCCAGGACAGUGGAUCGGCAGCGGGGACAUUCUGCGACAGUGGGCAGAGAGUGGCCCGGUCCGCUAUGGCCAGUGUUGGGUCUUUGCUGCAGUUGCAUGCACAGUGUCCCGAGCCCUGGGUAUUCCAUGUCGAGUAGUUACCAACUUUGGAUCAGCUCAUGAUACUGACGCUAACCUGGUAAUAGAAAACGUGUACGAUGAAGAUGGUGAGAGCAUUUCUGAUGAUUCAAUAUGGAAUUUCCAUGUUUGGGUGGAUAGCUGGAUGACUCGUCCAGAUUUAGGGUCUGAGUAUGAUGGGUGGCAAACCAGUGACCCAACCCCACAGGAGACAAGUGAUGGUGUUUUCUGUUGUGGACCAGCCUCACUGAGGGCCAUCAAGGAAGGAGAGCUGACCAAGAAGUAUGACACUCCCUUUAUUUUUGCUGAGGUUAAUGCAGAUGUUGUGAACAUGGUGCGCAUGUCAGAUGGACAGUUUGUCAAGAUCAGUGGGUCAACAAAGACUGUGGGACGCUUCAUCAGCACCAAAGCUGUGGGCUCAGAUGACAGACACGACAUCACGCACCAGUACAAGUAUCCAGAAGGUUCAAAGGAAGAAAGGCAGGUGUAUGAGAAGGCCCAGCACCACAACAAGCUACAGCAGCGAGGAGAAGAGCCGGGGCUCCGUCUCAAGAUCAAGCUUUCUGACAACAUGAUCGUGGGCUCAGACUUUGAGGUGUACGCCGUCCUCACUAACAACCACAUGGAGGCAAGAACGUGCACCUUCCUGUUUUUCGCCAAAGCCGUCGGCUACAACGGAAAACUGGGAGACAGCUGUGGAUUUGCUUCUGACAAAGUGGAGGUGCCCUCUGGAGAAGAGAAGCGCCUGUCCCUCAGACUGGAGUAUGACAGUUAUGGAUCAGUGAUCACCUCGGACAGGCUGAUCCAGCUGUCAGCCCUCACCAUUGACAAGCAGACCAUUGACUACCAUAAGGCUGAGAAGACCAUUGUACUAGAUGAGCCAGAUAUAGAGAUUAAGCUGAUGGGAGAAGCCACAGUGAACCAGCCUGUGAGGGCAGAGCUGACCUUGUUGAACCCUCUACCAGAGCCACUGCAGAACUGCAGCUUCACCAUAGAGGGCGUCGGCCUCACCAACGGCAAACCCAUAACAGCCAAGAUUGGAGCUGUGGGUCCUAAACAGGAAGCCAAAGCCAGUGUUGAGUUCAGUCCCACCAGCGCUGGCCCCAGCGUGCUGCUGGUGAACUUUGAUAGCCACAAACUGAGGAACAUCAAGAGCUUCAUCAAUGUUGUUGUGAAGGACUGAGACAGUACAGAGUCUAACAAUACUAACAGCUUUUUUAUUUUGUUGUUUAAUUGGACCUCUGUGUCUGAGGAUUACAGGGCUGCCCUUAGCAUUGGGGCCUGCAGCUUUAUCAUCCACUUCUUAUACCAGAGUAUCCUCUGAUAUCAUGCCUAAAGAGUUUUUUUUUCUGCAUGAUAUUCAGAAACACACUCAUCCACAUCCACUAACCUUUACUAACACUGGGUCUGUAGUUGACUACAGUAGAAUCAAUAGCUCACACAUUUAUUUUACUUGAAUGGUUAAAGAGGUUGAAUUCAUUUUGAUUUGGGUACAUUUAAAUUUCACAAUAAGAGCAUUUUUUCAUUGUUUUUUAAGGGACAAAUCCACUUUGCUUGUAAAA
Molecule: messenger RNA, 2514 nt
Organism: Toxotes jaculatrix (banded archerfish)
Lineage: Eukaryota; Metazoa; Chordata; Actinopteri; Toxotidae
Product: protein-glutamine gamma-glutamyltransferase 2-like
Exons: 15
Coding region: 93-2135 (680 amino acids)
Biological process (GO): peptide cross-linking
Molecular function (GO): protein-glutamine gamma-glutamyltransferase activity
Source: RefSeq, a predicted model, not a curated record